UUGCUGCAGCUACAGAGAAGAAUCUUGUGUGAAGGAAGUUUUUUUGAUUUCUUAUGACGGGGAAGAGAUCAAAGACUAAUUGCAGAUCUGCUUCUCACAAGCUGUUCAAGGAUAAGGCUAAGAACCGUGUUGAUGAUUUGCAAGGCAUGCUUUUGGAUCUUCAGUUUGCAAGGAAAGAGAGUAGGACUACUGAUGUUACUCUUCUUGAGGAGCAAGUGAAUCAGAUGCUUCGUGAGUGGAAGUCAGAGCUCAACGAGCCCUCUCCUGCUUCUUCUUUGCAACAAGGUGGUACUCUGGGGUCUUUCUCAUCAGACAUUUGUCGGCUGCUGCAGCUUUGUGAUGAGGAAGAUGAUGCCACCAGCAAAUUAGCUGCGCCCAAGCCUGAGCCUGCUGAUCAGAAUCUGGAAGCUGGCAAAGCUGCUGUUUUCCAAAGGGGAUACAAUUUGGUUCAGGGGAAGUCAGAACAUGGAUUACCAUUGGUUGAUCAUUGCAAAGAUUUGUCCUUAGCAGCUGGUAACAAUUUCGAUGGAACGGCUCCUUUGGAAUUUCAUCAGCAGUUUGAUCUGCAACAAGAGUUUGAACCAAACUUCAAUGGUGGUUUCAACAAUUGUCCCAGUUAUGGUGUAGUGGAGGGUCCUAUACAUAUCUCUAAUUUUAUCCCGACUAUUUGUCCUCCACCCUCUGCAUUCUUGGGUCCAAAAUGUGCUCUUUGGGAUUGCCCUAGGCCAGCUCAAGGAUUCGAUUGGUUCCAGGAUUACUGCAGCAGCUUCCACGCUGCACUGGCUUUCAAUGAAGGGCCACCAGGUAUGAAUCCGGUGGUGCGUCCUGGAGGUAUCGGCCUAAAAGACGGUCUGCUUUUUGCUGCCCUUAGCGCAAAAGCUGGAGGGAAAGAUGUUGGUAUUCCUGAAUGUGAAGGAGCUGCAACUGCUAAAUCUCCAUGGAAUGCUCCAGAGCUCUUUGAUCUCACGGUUCUGGAGAGUGAGACACUAAGGGAGUGGCUAUUCUUUGACAAGCCAAGGAGGGCCUUUGAGAGCGGGAACAGAAAGCAAAGAUCUUUACCAGACUACAAUGGUCGCGGUUGGCACGAGUCACGUAAACAGAUCAUGAUCGAGUUUGGAGGACUGAAGAGAUCUUACUACAUGGAUCCACAGCCUCUGCACCAUUUUGAAUGGCAUCUUUACGAAUAUGAGAUCAACAAGUGCGAUGCUUGUGCCUUGUACAGGCUCGAGCUCAAGCUUGUUGAUGGGAAGAAGAAUUCAAAAGGCAAAGUUUCAAACGACUCUGUGGCUGAUCUGCAGAAGCAGAUGGGAAGACUUACAGCUGAGUUCCCUCAAGAAAACAAUACCAAUAACACCAACAACAACAACAAACGCUGCAUCAAAGGAAGACCAAAAGUGAGCACAAAAGUCGCCACCGGGAAUGUUCAGAACACAGUAGAGCAGGCAAAUGACUAUGGAGUAGGUGAAGAGUUUAACUAUCUGGUCGGAAAUCUAAGCGACUAUUAUAUCCCCUGAGAAGAAAAUGAAAAACUCAGUUCUCUCUAUCUAUGGAGAUUAUGUAUAUAUAACAAGAAGGGGAUGCUGAAGACUGUCCUGGAGUUAGGAAAAGUAAAUGUGACAAAGGAGACUGCUUUUUAAGAUUCAGUCUGUGGAGGUGAAGACAUUUACUGACAUUCCGGUUUAUAUAUUUUGAUGCAUUUUCGACUCUCUUCUGCGUUAUAAUGCAGAUGACAAAUUAUGUAACCGAUGGGGAAUACGGUUUUGAGUAUCAGUGUUGUUCUUAUAGAAUCAUGACGUUGUUCAACGAGAUCAUCGAUCGUGCUCUUACUUAAGUCUAUUUCACAGAUUUGGGGCUUUGUUAAAAAAUUUCUCCGCAGAGC
Messenger RNA from Arabidopsis arenosa, 1879 nucleotides. NCBI's taxonomy places the organism in Eukaryota, Viridiplantae, Streptophyta, Magnoliopsida, Brassicales, Brassicaceae. The record is from the annotation of a GenBank genome assembly.